AUGUCAGACGUCAGACAUGAGCACGUGUUUUUGUUUAUACAACAAAUGUCUGCCACUAAUGAUGACAACGCCAUCGCUGGCCAACCCAUCGCCGGACAACUCUUCGGACUCUUUGGCUGCGCCGACGACUACCCGCCCGACGGAUCUAAUUGUGACCAACAAGUGGUCCAAACCGGCGAUGAAUUGGUGGCAAAAGAGGGAUCAAUGAAUGAAGAGAUUGAAGCGAUUGAUGCCAACUAUUGCGUGAUCUGCAAGAGCUCUGACACCAAGUAUUGUUGCCCUAAAUGUCAGUUAAAGAGCUGUUCAAUGAUUUGCUGCAAAACACAUAAAUUGAGAUUCAAUUGCAAUGGAGUCAGAGAUAAGACAACUUUUGUCAAAAUAAGUGAUUUCUCUCAACAAGACUUUUUGUCAGAUUAUUUCUUCCUCGAAGACGUGGACCGAACGCUCGACAACUCUGGCCGUCAAAGACGCGCUAUAAUUAACUCGAAGAAUAUGUUACCGAAAUGGCUCCAGAAGUUGGUCCGCGAGGCCAGAGUGAGAGGAAUCGAUUUGAAGAUAAUGCCCGGAGGUUUCAAACGUCGCAAACAAAACACUACAUGUUUUAUGUACGCAAACAAUACCAUCAAUUGGGACAUUGAGUUCAAGUUUAUCCACGCCUUGGAUAACAAAGAGAUGAAGAAUUUGGAUCAACUGUUGGCCGACGACUUAGUUGUCUCGCAUUCCGAGUUCUCAUGUGUUGACCGUCGGGUCUCAGAAGAGACACCACUUUUGACAUUACUGUCCAAAUAUAUAGAAACAAAUGAUUUGAUUGAUUGUUACGAAAGAAAUUGUAAACUAGUCUUAUAUCGGAAGACAGGAAUCGAUGGAAUCUCUGUUUUGUUCCGUAAAGAAAAUCUCGGAUCAAAAGAACACAAAUACUAUGAAUUAGAUGUGAAUAAAACAAUUAAAGACAAUUUGGUCCGAAAGAAAAUGUCCUCCAAUGAAAUAAGUAGUCAAUUAUCACAUUCGGGUGAAUCGACUGAAGACGUGGUCAAAAAUGAGGAUUCAGUGAAAAAGUCUGCUUUUAAUUGGGAAGUGUUUGACGAAAGAGCAAAUGCUUUGAAGGAUUUGCGACAAAAGCGAGAAUUCGUCGACAUUUCACUCGAGACCGAAGACGGCGGACAAGAGUUGGCGCACUUCGCCGUUGUCUCCGCUUUGGGUAAAUAUUUCACUGAAUGUGUGGACAAAGAGUUGAACUCUCCGGACGUACAACAGGAGACUCUCGACAACGGGUUUGUCGUAAAGAAAGUUUUGCUCAAAACUGUGACCAAAUCUGUGCUCAAAAUACUAGUCGACUGUUCUUACAACGGAUAUAUUGAGACAAACAGCGAAACUGUUUGGCCAUUGAUUAAGACGGCUGUGGAGUACGAAUUGCUGGAUGUGUUGGAGUGGAGCCUCACUUUUCUCAUACGACAACUCGAUGUCCAGAAUUGUGUGGAACUCUUCCAUUUGGGUCUUAAAUACAAACACCAGCUCUCAAACGCUUCCUAUGCUUUCAUUAAGACUAACUUCACUGAAAUUGUCAACAUUUGUGUCAACUUUUGGACCUUAGAUUUGGAAGAACUGAAGACUCUUUUAGACGACGACGAACUCAAUAUCCAAACAGAGAGAACAGCUUUCGAUGCAAUUAUUCGUUGGAUUCAUUACGAGAUCGACACCAGAAAAGCUCAUCUCUCGACUCUCAUAUCGAUACUACGGUUCGCGAGACUCGAGUUGUCUUUCAUCGACAACGAUAUCAUGAAGAAUGCGCUCAUUCUUGACGACAAAGAAGCCGUUCGUAUUGUCAAUACUUUUAAAGACAAAUACAAUUCGUUUACAAAAAAAAAAGACGGAAAUGGUUUAUACGUUGGCUUAACUCCUGUAGCCAUUAGACCGCGUAUUCCUCAUGAGAUAAUUCUGGCGUUCGGCGGAUGGCAGGAAGGCGUGCCCUCCACUCUUAUGGAGGCCUACGAUCUCAGAACCAAUCGAUGGUUUGACACAAAGAUAUCUCACGACAGUCCCCGCGCUUAUCACGGAAUGCAGAUAAUCGAUGGCAUGGUUUAUGUGAUCGGCGGUACAAAUGGCACAGAAAUACUGAAUACCGUUCAGUGUUUUAAUCCAAUUACCAGAAAAUGGUUUGAAAGGUCGCCAAUGGGUGAUCAAAGAUGUUAUGUGAGCACAGUUUCCAUCGAUGGCAUCAUAUAUGCGAUGGGAGGACACAAUGGGAGGCAAAGAAUCAAAACAUGUGAAAAAUACAACACCAAAGAAGACAAAUGGACUGCUUUUGAAGACAUGAAUAUGAGUCGAAGCGAUGGCUCGGCUGCUGUCCAUCAGAACAAGAUAUAUAUCGCCGGCGGACUAAACGAUCAAAUCAUUGAGAAUACGGUUGAAUGCUAUGACUUCAGAGACAACACUUGGAGUUUUAUUCAUCCAAUGAUUACUCCGCGAACUAGUCUUGGAUUUGUCUCAUUAAAUCAGUCACUUUUCGCAAUCGGAGGUAACAAUGGAUUUGAAAGACUUCAAAGUGUGGAAAGAUAUGACUUUAAGCUCAGGACUUGGCUUCCGGUCGGGAACAUGAACUCAAAGCGAAGCACUUUCGGAACCGUUGUUAUUGGCAAUCAGUUGUAUGUCAUCGGAGGCUAUAAUGGCCAAACACCGAUUUGUUCGGUGGAGAGGUUUGACUCAAACCAAAUGGUUUGGAAGGAAAUGAAAAGCUUGAAACACGAUAGAAGCGGUUUAGCGGUGUGUGUGGCCACCGGUCUCUCCAAUUCAGUCGACUAUACAUUCAUCGGAAAGAAUAAAAAAUCCGCUAAAAAAGCGGACAAAAAGAGCGACACAAACGACUCAAAGGACAACACUUCAGAUGAAAUAGAAUGUCCGAACGGAUGGACACAAUUCGAGAACAAAUGCUUUCUCUUUUAUACGGAUAAGUCUUUCCUCAACUUCUAUGAGUCUCAUAUCGUAUGCAAAGACUUCUUCAACGCAACCCUUGUGUCCAUUCACUCCAAAGAAGAGCAAACAUUUCUUACAAAAUACGCUUUCUUUACAAAUAAGGCCCAAAAUCAUGUCUGGAUUGGCGCCCGGAGAACAUUCAAUGAGACAUUUGUCUGGGAAGACAACAGUGCUUUCAAUUACACAAAUUGGGCCAAAACUCAACCAAACAAUUUGGACGGAAAGCACUUUUGCACAUCACUCCUACAGUCACCCAAUUUAUCUGAUUUAGGCUUUUGGUACGACGACCCCUGCGCUGAUAAAUACCACUUCAUAUGCCAGAUAUAUCUCGCGGAUAAUACAUUGGAUUCAUUGAACAAUAGCUCUGCUCUUGUCAUCAAUACUUCCGCAACGGUUGACAACUCGACGACCGAAAGAAUACUAACUUUCGAUGAAUUGAAAGCUCUUCACAACAAUAGCGCAAAUAUAUCGACGAUAUCUGCUCUCAUCUCUUCCUCGACGGUGAAAGAGAAACAGCACUUCAGUUACUAUAACACUGUAUUAACGGUGUUAGCAGUGGUUCAGCUCAUCUUAUAG
Molecule: messenger RNA, 3546 nt
Organism: Medioppia subpectinata
Lineage: Eukaryota; Metazoa; Arthropoda; Arachnida; Sarcoptiformes; Oppiidae
Source: the annotation of a GenBank genome assembly